Moneuplotes crassus is the source of this 376-nucleotide messenger RNA. Lineage: Eukaryota; Ciliophora; Spirotrichea; Euplotida; Euplotidae. The record is from the annotation of a GenBank genome assembly.
AUGUCAAAGUUAGAAAACCUGAAGGUCGGCUCCCAAAAGGAAAAGGACUUUGAAAUCAUUGAAGCAAGGUUUACAUAUCUUGAUAUGGAAGACAAGAAGAGAGAUUUUUGCAUCGACCUUGCUAAGCAAGCUUAUAAAAAGAAAUAUGACCUUGAGCUUAAGUAUUACCGAGACAUGGCCAAGUUUAUGAAAGAAGAGCUCGAUAAAAAGUUUGAAGGGUCCUGGCAUAUCAUUAUAGGCACACACUUUGGGUCAUUUUGUACUUAUGAAGUGAAAUGAAUUGCUCUCUUCUGGCUCGAACAUCUCGGAUUUCUCAUUUUCAAGCACGGUUAACUCAAUUUAAAACAACAGAAGCUGAUCCCCAUUCAAUUAUAAA